UACAAAAUUACAUGGAAUGCAUUUUUCGCUUCCAGUUUCGAUUUUUUAAAAACGAAUCGAAGCGCGAUGGAAUUUAGUAACCAAAUUUGUAUGCUUAAAUCUAGGAACGUUAUCCUCUAUUUAACAAUUGUGUUCCUGACAAUUUUACAAGAAGUCAAGACACAAACGCCAAAGCCAAUUCCUAGCACAUCGGAAACUUCGGAAAUUUGCAGCACAGAGGUCUGCAGAAAUGUUGCUAGUAACAUUUUGAAGAACAUGGACACGAGUGCCGAUCCGUGCUAUGAUUUUUAUCAAUUUUCUUGCGGACAUUGGAUCAAUUACCAUACAAUUCCUUUGAAUAAAGGGUAUCACAGCGAGAUAGAUGUGCUUACGAAAAAAAAUGAAGAUCGCAAGAAGGCCAUUUUGGAGGAGACCAUUAAUUCGAACGAUAUUGAAUCUGUACAAAAGGCAAAAAAAUGGCACCAAGUUUGCCUAAAUAUUGGAGAUGACGACCGUGAAGGAAUUGUAGUAUUGGCGAAUAUUAUUAGAAAGUUUGGUGGUUGGCCGAUGGCGAUGAUGGCAAAUCAAUGGAAUCCCAAUGGACCAUCUUGGCAAAUUAUUGACAAUUAUUAUACACAACUUACUGGACGAUCGACGUUCUUUCACUUCACAAUCGUGCCAAAUCCACUCGAUAAGAACGUCACGAUAUUGUCGGUAGGUCGGCCGCAAUUAACGUUUCCUUUGAGAAUCCUAAUGAACUUGGUAAAUGAAAACAAUCACACAGGCAUGUUGCAAUAUAUGACAACAAUUGUUACAUUGUUUAAACAUGUCGGUCUAAACUCAUCUGAAAUUACUGAUUAUGAUGCAAUUAUGAUGGAUGCAAAAGCUCUGAUUAGACUCGAGCUUUCUCUCCUUGAUGCUGGCCUCGUUGGGCCGCAAAAUCGAAGGGAAAUACAAAUUUCAUCGUCAACAAUAUUCGGACUUCAGAAUUUUUACAAUCAGCGAGUAACUCUGUCGGAACAGUCUACGAUCAAUUGGUUGGAUGUUGUCAACAAUUUGUUGAGAACAUCAAAUAUGCAGGUGACCGAAAGGGAAAAAAUUCUUAUCAGUCCUCUUGAGUAUUUCGCAAAAUUGGGUGCCAUACUGAAUAAUACCCCAAAAAGAACCCUAAUAAAUUACGUUCACUGGAGGUUUAUAUACAAAACUUUCAAGUAUAGUAAUGAGAAUAUGAGGCAACUUGAUUAUGGAAUUAAGAAAGAGCUUUUACAAACCAGCAGUCUCAAGCCAAGGUGGAAAGACUGUAUUAGAAAAAACCCAUUUAAAGAGGCGAUAAUUUAUCAAUACCUGACCAAAUUUGUUUCUGAUGAUUCCAUUGAAAAAGUGAGGACAAUAUUUACAGAAAUAAAGGGCAGCGUGGAAACACAAAUUUCUAAUACACGUUGGUUGAAUACGGCGGAAAAAAAUGCAGCAAUUAAAAAACUGAGAUUUAUAAAAGGUUUCAUUGCUCAUUUGGGUCGGGGAAAGGACUCUGUAUAUAUUAACAAAUUGUAUGAACGGCUUCCUGUUACUUCUACGUACAUGGUAAAUGUACUCAACUAUAAAACUACACUCACUAUGCAAAGAGUUACAGAAUUAACAAAACCGGUUGAAAAAUAUACAUUAGAAAGUGUGUUUAUGGGAGACCCACUUGCUGUAAAUGCUUUUUACCGACAUACCUUAAAUAUGAUAUCUAUUUUAGCGGGAGUAUUCGACUGGCCAUACUUCCUGCCUGAUAUGCCCGAAUCUAUGCAAUAUGGGGCGAUUGGUUCUGCGAUCGGCCAUGAGAUAUCUCAUGCUUUUGACACAAAAGGAAUUCGUUUCAACUAUUUGGGCAAAGAGGAGCAAACAUGGUCCCCGGAAGCUGUUAGAGUUUUCAACUCUAAAGCUCAAUGUUUCAUUGAUCAAUUCAAUGGAUAUCAGCACAUAGAAUUAGCAAAUAUUGGUCAAGAAGCAUACGCAAACGGAAACUCGACAUGUUCGGAAAACAUGGCGGACACUGCUGGACUUCAAGCAGCUUUUGCAGCUUUUCAGAAACUGCCGAAAAAUCGAGGAAAGGGUUACAAAUCGCUAAUUGGACUUCAACAAUUCUCCAGCGAGCAGCUGUUCUUCCUGUCAUUUGCAAGCGUAAGGUGCGCAUAUAUUACACCGCAAUAUUUGGCUUAUCUCAUACAAUUCCCAGAAGUACAUAGUCGUCCACGAUUGAGAGUUCGUGGAGCAGUUUCGAAUAUGGAGGAAUUUAGCAAAGCUUUUAAAUGUCGAAAAGGAAGUCGGUUGAAUCCUGAGACGAAAUGUGUCUUGUGGAGUUAAAUAAAUCGUUAGAAGUUAUGCCA
Molecule: messenger RNA, 2348 nt
Organism: Orussus abietinus
Lineage: Eukaryota; Metazoa; Arthropoda; Insecta; Hymenoptera; Orussidae
Product: membrane metallo-endopeptidase-like 1
Exons: 18
Coding region: 67-2325 (752 amino acids)
Biological process (GO): protein processing
Cellular component (GO): plasma membrane
Molecular function (GO): metalloendopeptidase activity
Source: RefSeq, a predicted model, not a curated record